AAUCCAGUAUCCAAUGAGAUCCAUUGGAGAACGGGUGUUCGGCUAGCGUGCCCGUAACCGCGUGUUUGAUUUUACGUAAAAUCACAACUCUACGAUGAACACAAUAAUGAAUUUUGUCAUCCGGUCCGAAGAUCAACGGACUGCGGUGUCCGAUCAUUUGCAGUCAAUCGGGUGUUGCAAAUUUUGCGUUCGACGUUUCCUCCGCAGUAAUUUUAUUGGGAAAGUGAAUGAAUUAGAGACACCGGUUGAGGAAUUGAACGAUAGUCAUGAUGGGCUAUCACCACCGCCUUCGAAAAAGGGUAAAGUUGUACACGAAGUGGACGGGAAGGCAGACGAUGAAUCCAACUGUCACGAAGCGCAUAGAGGAGAGCAUUCGAAGCAAGAGUCGUGCGUUGGCUGUUACAACCUGCUCGACUAUAAUCAUUUGAACGCAGCUCUGGAACGGAUACACCAGAUCGUCCGGGACAAAGAUUGCAGUUUCUCGUCGUACGUGCUUCAAAUCUCGAUGCCGGUUACACUGGAUGUUAGGCAUCAUGCGUUACUGCUCCACUUGAAAGAGAUGUUCGGAGAGCUGUACGAAGGCUGCAGCGACAUCACGUUCACGACCGUCAAAGAAGCGUGGAAAUACAUCCUGAGCGCGGAAAUAUCUCGCACUUACGACGCGAGGCUGGAUACGCAAAGCACCUUUCAGUUGUUCGUGACGCUGCCAUCUGGUGACGCGAAACAGGACUGUGGCUUCUUGCUGGAUGCCUACCCAGAGUGUUUCCCAAACAGGCUUCAGAGGAAGGAUCAGAUGCGGGAAAUCUUUACGAGGAGAGCCGUGCAAGAGGCGCUGCAGAAAAUUCCCGAUGACGAGUUAAAGAGUUUGUACAACUGUCCGCCAAAACCGACAACUCCACUUCCUUCAGAGGCAUCCAUCACAUGUACAUAUCUUCCUAUUUAUGUUGCUGGGCGGUACUGCAAGUACUCCAGGACUCUGAGCCAGACGCCUUGGCUGCUGAAGGGAAAGAAAAUCAUGGAGACAUCAGUUCAGGAACUCAUCACGGACGUAAUCAACAAAAGGAUUCCCAACAGUCGAGUAGUGUUUUCUGCAUCAGGUCGAGAGGACGUCGACGUGAGAAUGCUUGGGAAAGGUCGCCCAUUCCUCCUUGAAAUCGUUCACCCAAAGAAGGAUAAAUACAGCGUGCAAGAGUUGGAGGCCUUUGAAAGGGAGAUCAACGAAAGCACAAGUGACAUCAAAGUGAGCGAUCUCCAAGUUGUGACAAAAGAAAGCACGACUGCCAUAAAGGCUGGAGAGAAAAAUGAAGCCAAGAAGUAUUCCGCGUUAUGUUGCGCGAGCAGGCCGUUGACAAGCAAGGAUGUGGCUGUCAUCGAGGAGCAAAAGCUUGUGGUACUGAAGCAGAAGACACCUAUAAGAGUCUUACAUAGGAGGAAUUUAGCCGAACGAGAGAGAGCAGUUUACAAGAUGUCGGCAGAAAUUCUGGAGGAUGGCACUUUCAAGCUCGAGGUUCAGACACAAGCUGGGACCUACGUUAAGGAAUUUGUGCACGGUGACUUUGGAAGAACUACUCCGUCUCUCGGCGAUCUCAUCGGAGCCGAGGUCGACAUAAUGGAGUUGGACGUUCAUGAAGUCAGUCUUAACUGGCCUCCGCCGAGAUGAUGACCUUCGCGCAGAGGAAUACAAUAUUUCUUAAGACCGCC
Ornithodoros turicata is the source of this 1701-nucleotide messenger RNA. RefSeq names its product tRNA pseudouridine synthase Pus10-like (gene Pus10). Bases 95 to 1660 code for a protein of 521 amino acids. The transcript is spliced from 16 exons. The record is from RefSeq and is a predicted model, not a curated record. Gene Ontology annotation, molecular function: RNA binding; pseudouridine synthase activity. Gene Ontology annotation, biological process: tRNA pseudouridine synthesis. Lineage: Eukaryota; Metazoa; Arthropoda; Arachnida; Ixodida; Argasidae.